AUGGAGACUUGGAUAAUAAUAGUCAUAGCUAUUGCUUCUUGUGUUGGUGUUUUGAUGUUUCUUGUGGCCUUGACGGGAAGCAGAGUCAACAAUGUGAGUGGUGAUAACGGUGGAGAAGGAGGUGAUCAGGGUGUCGGAGAAAAUGAUGUUGGUGGCAGAGAUGUGGGAAUUCGUGGUUUUGGGGAUCAUGGAGGGUUUUGGAAUGGCAGAGAUCUGGGAAUCCGUGGUUUUGGGAGUCAUAGAGGGUUUUGGAGUUAUGGUGGCCGAAGUGGCAGCUGCUGGUUUACUGGUGGUGGAGGUUUUGGCGGCAGCGCUUGCGGUGGUCUUGGAGGUGGAAGUGGAGGUGGAGGUGGAGGAAGUUGUUGA
This is a messenger RNA of Arabidopsis lyrata subsp. lyrata, 366 nucleotides long. Its product is annotated as glycine-rich cell wall structural protein 1. The coding region runs from base 1 to 366 and encodes 121 amino acids. The transcript has a single exon. Lineage: Eukaryota; Viridiplantae; Streptophyta; Magnoliopsida; Brassicales; Brassicaceae. The record is from RefSeq and is a predicted model, not a curated record.